Messenger RNA from Anoplopoma fimbria (sablefish), 2601 nucleotides. Its product is annotated as acidic leucine-rich nuclear phosphoprotein 32 family member B-like. The coding region runs from base 166 to 933 and encodes 255 amino acids. Gene Ontology annotation, cellular component: nucleus. The transcript is spliced from 7 exons. Gene Ontology annotation, molecular function: histone binding. Lineage: Eukaryota; Metazoa; Chordata; Actinopteri; Perciformes; Anoplopomatidae. The record is from RefSeq and is a predicted model, not a curated record. Gene Ontology annotation, biological process: regulation of apoptotic process.
UUUAUUUUCACGCCUCACCCGGAUGUGCAACGUUAUAUACGGUCUCCAGCUUCACGCAGGUUCCGCGUGUUGAUACAGAAGAGAAGAGGACCGAGGAGAAACAAGUUUUUCCGCAUCUCAGCGACCCCAAAUUAAAAAAAAAAAAAACCUACAAAACAGACUAAAAUGGACAUGAAGAAGAGGGUCUCCUUAGAACUGAGGCACCGGUCGCCCACAGAAGUCCAGGAGCUGGUUCUUGACAACUGUCGCUCCGGCGAAGGAAAGAUCGAAGGAAUCACGGAAGAGUUCUCAAAUCUGGAGCUGCUCAGCCUCAUCAACGUCGGCCUGACCAGCGUAGCAGACAUCCCAAAACUGGACAAACUCAAAAAGUUGGAGUUGAGUGACAACAGGAUAUCAGGCGGUCUGGAGGUUCUGGCGGAGCGGCUGGUGAACCUAACGCACCUCAACCUCAGCGGGAACAAGUUCAAAGACAUCAGCACCCUGGAGCCCCUGAAAAAGCUGCCCCAGCUGAAGAGUCUGGACCUGUUCAACUGCGAGGUGACCAACCUGGCCGACUACAGGGAGUCCAUCUUUAAGCUCCUCCCACAGCUCACCUACCUGGACGGCUACGACAUCGACGACUGCGAGGCGUCCGACUCUGACGGCGAGGGAGACGGAGUCGAGGACGAGGACGAAGAGGGUUUGGAGGGCGAGUCAGAGGACUUUGACGAGGAGGAAGAAGAGGAUGAGGAGGACGUAGUGGCUGAAGAGGAGGACGAUGAUGAUGACAGUAAUGACGAGGAGGAGGGAGAGGUGAACGGAGACGUUGACAGUGAGGACGACGAUGAAGAUGAUGACGAUGAUGAUGACGAGGACUCGUCUCCGGCCAAAGGAGAGAAGAGGAAGAGGGACCCUGAAGACGAGGACGAUGACGACGAUGAAGAUGAUGAUUAAGGACCCACAAAAAACCCCACAACCCCUCUGACCUCUAACCCCGUUGUCCCCCUCCCUCCCCCUUCAUGACCUCUACCCACCCCCACCAACACUGGCCCUCCUCCACUCCACUCCUGGGCUGCGUUCCAUUUCUGAAACCCGAUCUCCUCUCACUGCGCUCUCGUCUCCUCCUGCAGACAAAAACACUUCACUUUUUUUCUUCUUCACCUUUUUGCAAAAGUCCACAAAGUUCAGGCUUUUUUAAAUUCAUAUUAUCCACCAGAUCCUCAACACGUCUCAUAACACAAACACGUUUUCCCCUAAAAAUUCAGAUUAUUUUCUGGAAUCUGUGUGUUGGCGCAUUUUUGUGAAAAUCAGAGCUUCAAAUGUUUAACAAACAUCAUACUCUAAAGAUUGUUUUCAUUCAGUGAUCGGACAAUUAGUGUUUUAAGGGACGUUGAGCAGCGUAAAUUGUCAGAGUGACAUUAACAGGAUUUUCUUUCUUUUUUUGAGAAAUAUGAACCUACGGAUUGAUAAAAAUGUCAUUUCACAAAAGCCAUAUUUUAGCUUUUGUGAUUCUGAUAUCCGUUAUAAAAUAACAUUGUGUCUUAUGGAAAAAACUAAAAUCUAUCUCAAAAUUCCUACUCCGUUAGCAGCAUGUGAAUGCAUCACCAGUCAUGCGAAGGUGAGAAGACAUUUAAUAAUAAUUAAAAAAAUAAAUUCACCAGGUUGAGAUAUUUUGUGAGUUAUCUUGACUUGACUUUUUUUUUUUUAAUUAUCUCAAUCACGAUAAGCCACACAAACUGUUCAAAAUCCUUUAAAAAUAUAUAUAUGUAUUUGGUCAAUUCAUUCUCAAUGACCGUGGAAUUAAUCAUUUCGUGACCGCAGAGCUUUAAACGACGACGAGGUUUGAGUCGUGUCUGCAGAAGGAGGCGGAGCAAGGGCUCAUGGGAGGAAACGGCACUUUUGGGACGCCAAAAUCCAGAAACCAAAUCGCCCCCCCCUUUUUUUUUUCUUUUCUUUUUUACCAUCCUCCUCUGACAUCACCACUCUGGGGUGGAAACCAGCAGCUGUGACGUCACGACGGGCUCUGUGAUGUCAUCAACGGACAGUCAAUCGUAGUCUACAAAAAAUGAAAACCCUCCGUCUGCCCUCCCCCAUCCCCGUCCCCGUCCUUUUUCUCCCCCCUCCUUCCCCCGAGGCCGAGCGCGCUCAGGGCAAACUGUGUUCUCUCUUUUUUGCCAACAGAGCUUUUUAAAAGAAAUAUUUUUUCAGAGAAAUUGUUUUUUGUUUAAUUUUGUAUGGUUGUCCGGGGACACUCUCUCUCUGUCUUUGCCUCUCUCUCUCUCUCUCUCUCUCUCUCCUCUCAUGUCUCUUUCUGCUCAGAGAGAUCCAGUCGAUCCUUCACACUCACACUGACUAGUUGACGUUGUGUUUUCUUUUCUUUUCUUUUUUUUUUACUUUCUGUAAGUUAAAAAGGAAAAACAAACAAAAAAAAACACACAUAAAAAAGGACUUUGUAAAUAAAAUCUUAACAUUUUGCUCCCGGCGUCUCCUCUCUGGCCUUUUGUCUCCGUGAGAUGUUUUCUCUCUGUAUAUUAACAUUAUGUCGACUAGUGUUAUGACUUCUGCAGGUUAAAAUCCACAUUUUUUACCUUUUUACCCUCUUUUAUUGAUAUACAUGCCAGC